Monomorium pharaonis (pharaoh ant) is the source of this 1483-nucleotide messenger RNA. Its product is annotated as putative inositol monophosphatase 3. The coding region runs from base 247 to 1266 and encodes 339 amino acids. The transcript has 7 exons. Gene Ontology annotation, biological process: phosphatidylinositol phosphate biosynthetic process. Gene Ontology annotation, cellular component: endomembrane system. The record is from RefSeq and is a predicted model, not a curated record. Lineage: Eukaryota; Metazoa; Arthropoda; Insecta; Hymenoptera; Formicidae. Gene Ontology annotation, molecular function: 3'-nucleotidase activity.
ACCCACACACACACACACGAGUAUAAUGGACUUUUGUCCCAGCGGAACGCAAGGACGCAAUUGCGCAUUUUGAAGACGCGUGAUAGAGACGAGGGGUUGAACACGUGGUGCGUGUUCUCGACGCAGUUUUUUCUCAUCUCUUCGGUGUUCUGUAAUUGCAUUGAAGGCUUACAAAGUUGCCACGGUGAUAAAUUGUACCAUUUCACUAACUGGUCGCACGUUUUUAAUUCGCCAGUAAACGGCGGGAUGAGCGUGCGUACACAGAGACUACUUCUAUGUGCAUUUGUACUCUUAGGCAUCAUUUACCUCUGCACAAACCGGCGUGCAAACAACAAAGAUGUGUCUGUCAAGCAACUUCUUGCUGCUGCGAUAAGAGCGGCGGAGAUUGGGGGACUGGAAGUUGUGACAGUGCAUGAUCAAAUCAAAUUCAAGAUAGAAAGCAAAGGCAAAACAAAGGAGGGCGUAAAUGAUCCAGUGACAGCAGCAGAUUAUAGAUCUCACUGUGCCAUGUAUCGCUCUUUAACGGAAGCGUUUCCAGGAAUUACUGUGAUAUCUGAGGAAACGUCGCAGGACUGUGAUAAGAUUGUAGUAGAGGAUAUUAAGAACUCUGUUAAAAAUCUCGAAGGUUACGAUAUGAGUGACGACAUUGUAAACGUUAAUGAUAUUACAAUUUGGAUUGAUCCUCUUGAUGCCACCAAAGAGUUCACAGAAAAUUUACUGCAAUAUGUAUCUACUAUGGUAUGCAUAGCUGUCAAGGGACAACCAAUUAUUGGUGUCAUAUAUAAACCAUUUGAGACCAGACAGAAUUACAGUUUGUUCUGGACGUGGAGUAAUCACGGAGUAUCAAGAAACUUGAAAAAUUUACCCAAGCUAAUCUCUGUUGAACAGGUAAAGGAUAAUAAAACACCUAUCUUAAUUGUGUCUCUUUCACAUGCUGGACAAGUAAAAAAUUCAUCUAAAGUUGCCUUUGGCGACAACAUUAAAAUUAUUUCUGCUGCUGGUGCAGGAUACAAAUUUUUGGAAGUAGCUGCUGGUAAUGCAACUGCCUAUGUUCAUACAACUGCUAUCAAGAAAUGGGAUAUAUGUGCAGGCACUGCAAUUCUUAGUGCUUUAGGAGGAACGGUAACACAGUUAUAUGAUCAGCAACCAAUCUAUUUCGGUGCUAAUGAUGCCAAAGUACUUACAAAGGGUCUUUUAGCAACUAUGAGUGAACACGCGUGGUAUUCCGAAAAAUUCUUACACGAUUUUCCUUCCGAUUCACAUUAAGAACGCAAUACAUUAAGAGAGAAUUAAGAUUGUAUAUAUUAAAUUUUGCUCUUCUAAAAUAGUUUCUAUUCCGUAAUAAAAAAUAUCAAUAUGUACGUAAUAAGAUCACAUAUCUUCCAACAAUCUUAACUGUUAAGUAUUUAUUGUAAGAAGUAAAUUUAUCAUAAACCGUGUAUAAAAGAUGUAAACUUUUAUAUAAUAAAUGAAGUAAUAGUCA